AUGCUGGAAUAUGGAAUAAACGUAAAACUGUUGGUUGACAAUGGUUCAUCGGCAACUCUGCUAUCAAACCGUAUUUAUUCCUCCAUAGAAGCAAGCAAAAGACCAGAAUUACACCACAUAAGUAAUACAAUGCAAGGUGCUAAUGGCCAUGGCAUUGAGCUAUACGGGAGAAUACGUGUCACACUAAGGUUGGGUGACAGUUCCUUUGACACUCAUGCUAUCGUAUGUGAUAUUGUCCCAGAUGGCAUACUUGGUCAGGAUUUCUUGCUACGUCAUGCUUCUAAUAUCGAUUACGAUAAAACAACCAUUUUUACUGAUCGCACUCCCAUCAAUUGCUGGGUUGGUGGCGAAGCCCAAACAAGAUGUAGAGUCCUCACCACUAGUGAAGUGCAAAUACCUCCAAUAUCUUUGGUUAGGACUCCUAUUCAGAUAGAAAAUGCCGAGACUUUAUCAGACCUUGCUCUUAUGUGUUCAUCUAAAUCACUUUUAUCUGGAAAAUCCACUAUAGCUGUUGAAGGUGUUAUACAGCCAUACAAUAAAAGUCCUGGCAUCUGCCUUGUAAAUACAAGUGAAAAAGAAGUAAAGAUACCUCAAAAUGUGCCUAUCGGUUUUUGUGAAUCGUACAAUGAAGCAAAGCCAACAGCAACGUAUACCAGUAGAGUUACAAAUGUAAGUCCUUCAGGGGGGAACCUUGAGGUUCCUGAACAUCUUAAAGACUUGUAUGAAAGAAGUGUAACUGAUCUCACUGAAGAGCAAGCUGUAAAGUUAUCUGAGUUGUUGAUAAAAUAUCAAGACGUAUUUGCAAAAUCCCCUGAAGAUCUGGGACGGAACAACUCCGUUUUACAUAAAAUAAACACAGGGCAAGCAAAACCGAUACGCCAACCACCAAGACGACAACCAAUUGGUAUAAGGGACACAGAGAAAGAAGAGGUUUACAAGAUGCUUGAUAGAGGGGUAAUUGAACAAUCGAAAAGUAGCUGGUCCUCACCAAUAGUCCUUGUGACCAAGAAGGACAACUCAACUUGCUUCUGUGUGGACUAUAGACGUUUGAAUGACGUCACUGAAAAAGGAUGCCUACCCAAUACCACGGGUUGA
Mercenaria mercenaria is the source of this 1095-nucleotide messenger RNA. RefSeq lists its product as uncharacterized. Gene Ontology annotation, molecular function: aspartic-type endopeptidase activity. NCBI's taxonomy places the organism in Eukaryota, Metazoa, Mollusca, Bivalvia, Venerida, Veneridae. Gene Ontology annotation, biological process: proteolysis. Bases 1 to 1095 code for a protein of 364 amino acids. The record is from RefSeq and is a predicted model, not a curated record. The transcript has a single exon.